Messenger RNA from Tetrapisispora phaffii CBS 4417, 1185 nucleotides. It is a transcript of the gene HST4, whose product is annotated as NAD-dependent histone deacetylase HST4. Lineage: Eukaryota; Fungi; Ascomycota; Saccharomycetes; Saccharomycetales; Saccharomycetaceae. Gene Ontology annotation, molecular function: histone deacetylase activity, NAD-dependent; NAD+ binding. Gene Ontology annotation, biological process: negative regulation of transcription by RNA polymerase II; regulation of DNA repair; pericentric heterochromatin formation. Gene Ontology annotation, cellular component: mating-type region heterochromatin. The record is from RefSeq and is a predicted model, not a curated record. Bases 1 to 1185 code for a protein of 394 amino acids. The transcript has a single exon.
AUGUGUGGUUUCAACGUGAAUGACAAAGAUGUAAAACAUCAACAGUUGCCUUUGACUCCUCCUUCGACGGUCAAGAAGGAAAGUCGUGUUACUAAGAAGAGAACAGAGAAGGUGGUGCCUAAGAAAUUGGUUUUGCAAUUAACGAAAGCUGCUAGAAAAUCUAGAUUGAAAUAUAAACCUGCAUUAAAUGAAGUUUUCAAUAUCGAUGAGUAUUUAUUGAAGAGAGCCUCUACAUCUGAUGGAAAUGUACUUCAUGAUGACAAUAUGGAUGAUAAUGAAGUUUUUUUGGAACAUGUGUUAUUGCAAAGCAAGAAAAUUGUAGUAGUGGCAGGUGCUGGUAUCUCUGUUGAAGCUGGUAUUCCAGAUUUCAGAUCAAGUGAUGGUCUCUUUACGAUGUUGAAGAGUAAGUCGAAUAAAAUAGCAUCAGGUAAAGAAUUGUUUGAUUUUAACAGAGUGUAUAGUAGCGAUGAGAUGAGUAAACAAUUUAAUUUAAUGAUUAAAAAAUUACAUCACUUAUCCAAAAAUUCUGUACCAACGGAUUUCCAUAAAUAUCUAAAUGAAUUAUCAAAAAGCGGCAGACUGUUAAGAGUAUACACACAGAAUAUUGAUGGGCUUGAAACUAGAUUGUCUCAUUUAUCAGCAAAAAUACCUUUAGGGUUUUCAAAGAAUGAUGCGUGUCCUAACAUUAUUCAGUUGCAUGGCAGCAUUCAUCAUAUGCAAUGUAAUAAAUGUCGUAAGGUCAGUGGAAUGGAACCAACCAUUUUCAACGUGGAAGAUGAAGAGACUGAACUGUCCGGUAAGAUAGAAUAUGUUCCCUCUUGCAAAGAGUGUAUGGAGUUUGAAGAAGUCAGAAAAGUUGCUGGAUUACGUGCUCAAGGUGUCGGUAAAAUGAGACCUCGGAUUGUAUUAUAUAAUGAAGUUCACCCUGAAGGAGACAUAAUUAGUGAAGUUGCUAAUAUGGAUAUGAAAAAGAAACCAGAUUGUUUAAUAAUAGCAGGAACCAGUUUGAAUAUUCCUGGGGUGAAAUCAAUGUGCAAACAGUUCAUAACGAAGAUAAGAACAUCAAAAGGUUACGUUAUUUAUGUCAACAAAGAACUACCAUCCAAAAGCAUUUUAGAUGCCAUCGGAGGGGUGGAUCUAAUAGUUUUAGGAGACUGUCAAAAUAUACCCAAAAUUUUUAACUGA